UGGACUUCUUGAUGGUUUCCUGACAUUUUGUUUCAAAAUGGUGAUAAACGGUUACGGGAACAACGUCCCCGUCCAGUGUCCAGUCGUGGGCCGAAUGGAGGACGUUGCUUGGAAUCUGCAGUGUCCGAUGACAGGCCAGUGGUCUAGACAGCCAGUGAACAAUGUGGCUAUCAGUGCACCGAGUGUUUACCGUGAAAUUCCUCCAGUGGAGUGUUAUCCUGGGGACUACUACGCCCCCAAACCGCAGUAUUUUCCUCCCCAAAUGGUGUACCCUCGUCCGGUUCCUCAAUUCCAGACGCCUAUUAUGCCUAACUUGCCGUGUAAUCAAACGCAAGAGUGGGAUUAUGGGAGCAUGUGCUAUAACGUCAAUGGUCAGCCUUGUCAGUACACCAACGUUGUCGAUCUGGAAGAUUUUAUGAACAAUGAGAAACGCAAGGAGAAAUCCCGCGUCGCGGCCAGAUGUCGCCGCACGAAGGAGAUGCAGAUCUUCUCGGAGCUGAUGGAACAGUUGCCCGCCAAGAAAGAGGAAGUGGAACAGCUGGACAAAGCUUCCGUGAUGCGUCUCGCUAUAUCCUACCUCAGGGCCCGCGAUGUGGUUACACUGCUCCCUAACGCCACAAAGGACCAGCCGAAGAUAGAAAACUCCAAAGGUGUGGAAGAGCUGUCAUCAGAGCUGUCCUACAUGAAGGCUUUGGACGGGUUCGUCCUGGUACUUUCUCAGCAAGGAGACAUCGUUUACUGUAGUGAAAAUAUUGCUGAUCAUCUUGGAGUCUCACAGAUGGAAAUCAUGGGCCAAAGCGUGUUCGAGUUCAGUCACCCCUGCGACCAUGAUGAGAUUCGCGAAGCUCUGCGGUCAAACGGUCAGCAAGACGGUCGGCGCGAUCUUCUGCUCCGUCUGAAGUGUACUCUGACCAGCAAGGGGCGGAAUGUGCAUCUCAAGUCCGCUUCUUUCAAGGUUAUCCAUGUCACUGGUCACAUGCUGAUGCCCCAAGAGACCGAAAAACCCAACUCUGAAGACAAGAAAGACGAGAAAUCUGCCAAGUGUCCUUCUUUGGUCGCCGUCGGUCGUCCCAUACCGCACCCUUCUAAUAUAGAGAUACCGCUGGACAGCAAGACUUUCUUGACUAAGCAUAGUCUGGAUAUGAAGUUUAUGUACAUUGAUGACACUCUGACGAAGACCCUGGGUUUCGGCAAGGACGAGUUAGUGGGUCAUUCCCUUUACGACUACCACCACUCGGCUGAUUGUGCGUCCCUGGUCCAUCAAUUCAAAUCACUGUUCUCCAAAGGACAAUGCGAGACCAGCCAGUACCGCUUCCUCGCCAAGACCGGUGGCUACGCCUGGGUUCAGACCCAGGCCACCGUCAUCACAGACAAGCAGCAGAAGCCCGUCAGCGUCGUUUGCGUCAACUACAUCAUAAGCGCUAUAGAGUGCAAAGAUGAGGUGUUCUCCGCGCACCAACUCCAACAUGCGGACUUGAAGCCUGUACCAGUACCGCCUACCGCAUUUGAGCCUCCAGCGAACGGAGCCAUAGUAGCAGUGGUGCCUGCUACAGAAGAAAUCUUUGCACCAAGGGAGAAAGACAUGAACAAGGGUUAUCUCUCACUGGCACAAUCCAAGGGACAUACAAUGCUUAAAGACGAGCCUGAUGAGGAGGAUCUUACUUAUCUGGCGCCCACGGCCGGUGACACUUGCAUCCCACUGGAGAACAGUCCGUUUGAUAUGUUCGAUGACUUUAUUCUUAGCGACAAUUACUGCAGCCUCUUAGGCGAUGACCUUGCUAAUGGUUCACCUGUGGACUCCUUAACUGCUGAUUCUUUAUUAAUGUCCUCACCUGAACCUCAGGAGAGUGACUCGUCAUGUGAACAGUCGUCAAUAUUGACAGAACUUUCUCUGGAUGCUUUAGAUAGCGUAAGGUCAGACAACGACAUAGACGAUGGACACUCACCGUUCAUCCCCCUCACCGAUGAGUUGCCAGUAUUGGAGCCGGCGGUCAUGUGGGCCGCGUUCCCAGACAACGUCAGCAUGGCUAGACCACAGCCGACUAACACACAGACGCAACAGAGCGCUUCGCCGGCCCCGGCGCUACAGCGCCUCUUAGCCGCGCCACCCACAGGCCCCCCACAAGAUCUCAUUACAAGCAUAUACUCAGAUCAAGGAUUAAUACCAAGCAGAAGCGUGUCGUCAUGGGAGACUGGCGUCAAACGCGUGUUGAACCAAGAUGAGGAGCCACGGGCCAAACGUGCCAAGCGCAGCCCGUCCCCGGCUCUAGAAGUGCGGAGCACGCCGUCCUCGAGCGUCCUCAUGAACCUCCUGGACGAACCGCAGCCGAUGCAGGUGAAGCCGGGCCAGUAUAGGUUGGUGGUCAACCAGGAGAUCCCGAUCAACAUCAUCCCCGUACCGGUCAUGAACCUCAUGCAGAAGCAACCCCCGAAACCCAUACACAACUCAAACCUCAUACCUAACUCCAAUCUUAUACCCAAAUCUAACAUGAUACACUCAAACUUGAUUCCCACAUCCAACUUGAUACCCAAGUCAAACAUGAUACCGACCCCAAAUCUGAUACAUAACGUCACUAACCCUAUGUCUCCACUUACACUUAAUAUAGGGAGCCCGAUGUACUCGCUUCCGUCGAGUCCUAAUACUCCCAAUUACAGCCCAGCCAUGAGUCCCGCGCAAAGGGAGCGCGUGCUGAGCCCCUAUCGCUCCCAAUCUGUGUCGCCCGUCGGCAAAUUCAAGCAAAUGUACAGCCCCGGCAGACUCCUGUCGCCCAUAGGCGUCAUACACGGCAGCGACCCGUAUCUCACCAAUAAAAUGGCGCCAAGUCCUAAUUACCCGCAACAAGUCGACAUGAUCAUAGACAACAACAUAGCUCUUACAUCGAACGACUUCUGGCCCGAUACAGAGAUGCUGACGGAAACCAAUCUUCUUGAAGCAUUAGACGACGUCAAACUCGUCUAGAACUUGAUAUUUCAGAGUGAUUUCUCAGUCGAUAGCGGAAUCAUAACACCAAAAAUAUGAUGCUAUCAAAUCACGAGAAUCCCUGAACCCAUUCGCGUUCCGUACGCGAAAUGUUUGACAUUUUAUUCGGGGUUUCAUUUUUGUAGAAAUCACUCUAGCGUACGCAGGGUCGGAACAAUAAAAUACCAAACGGAUUCCGGAUAAUUGUAAAACCAACAGCAUUAUAUUUUCACAGAGCGUACAAGUAGGUACGGUACGGAAUAGGUAACCUUUCAGUACUCAGCACAGUAACUCCUUACAGUAGAUUUUUUUUUUCAGAACCCCAUUAUUUUGUAACUCAUUAAAAGUUUGCUUGAUAUCUAGUUACAUUAUUUUAAAGCUAAUCUUCUAAAAAAGUACCAAAUUUAAAGAGCAGGAAUUAAUGCAAACUUGCGAAAAAUCGUUGCAAAAUACCGGAAUCCAAAAUGACGUAACAAUAAACAUGUGACUUAGCAGGAAAAGUUCGUAAUCGUAAGGACUGUAAUAACGCUGUCAAAUAUAUUUUUCAGUACAGAUGGUGUUUUUUUACGCACUAGUGCGAGAAGUGGUUCAUUAUAUGCCAGGUUGAAACUUUGGAGGCUCAUCUGUACUGAAAAACGUCGUUCGAUACACGUGCGAAAAGGAAAUUCGUAACUCGUGUCGAUUUAAAACACUCCCUUCGGUCGUGUUUUAAUUAUUAUUUAUCGCCACUCGUUUCUAACUUCCUCUUUUUCGCACUUGUAUCGAAAUGUACUAUUAAUUUUAGCAUAAUGAAAAACAGCGUAAUUUUAUAUGUUUAAGAGAUCUUUAUAUUCUUUAUAGUAUCGGCCAUAUAUGGUGCAUCUAAUGGCUGACUAGCAAUGAAACCUUGAGAGGUAAUCAAGAGAAUCUUAUUUGCAGCAUUAUUCAAUUAAAUGAGCUCUGACAUCAAUAUGUCGGUUUUAUCCUCCAAUAGAUUAAAAACAUUUGAAGAAAAUUGGCGUAUGAUUUUACUUAUUAGUGUCAUAAAUACUUAUUUAAAGUACGAGGUCUCAUAUUUUCAUAUUUUUAUAACGAAUUGAAGUAAAUUAUAGGGUACGUUACAUUCGUAAUUUAAGAUGUCGUAUUGUACGUGACCGUCAUUGUAAUGUACUGGAAAAUAUAUUAUUAUUAAAUGUAGACAAAGAAGGUAAAAAAUGUAAGUUUUAUUAUACACAUCUGUUAAAAUGCACUUAUAAUAAUUUGUUUGAUCAAAAAUCGUAUACUCAUUUAGUAUUUUAAGGAUUAUAUAUUUAUUACGACGGUGUCGUACCGGUUCUACAUGUAAUAAUUGUUAUUUAAACAAAGAUUAUUUUGGCAUGAUAGUUUUAUAUAUUGGGUUAGGUAUAUCCUUGCGAUCUAUAACAAAAAAGGUUACAAAACCUUUUAUAUGUAACAAUUGUAACAUUAUUAACAUCAAAUAGUCUGACCAAAAUAUACGUGUCAGCUAAAAUUGUGCAAUAUGUAUUCAAUCCUUUCCUAAGAUCAAUAGAACUGGGGGGCUACCAUGAAGUGCUAAAGCCGUUCAGUUUAGGUUGAGAGGGAGGGACGGAGCUAUGGAACUGCUAUAGCUUCGUCCCUUUCUCUCAACCUAAACUGAACGGCUUUAGCACUUCAUGGUAACCCCCCAGAAACGUGUAAUACUAAGAAAUAAAUGGAAUGUUUAAAAAAAUGUGUCAUUAUGGGUGUCCCGACCAUAGACCAAUAUGUAUACUUAGUCUUAAAAAGAAGUAUAUCGAUGAUUAAGAAGUUGUACUUGUCUCUUCUUAUAACAUUUUCUUCUAAAAAUAUCUGAAGCUAACUAUUUCCUACACAACUUUGAAUCAAUACUUCUGUCUAGGCUCGAAUAACAGCUGUGGUUAUUUAUCUUCUGUUACCUACUAGUAUUACAUAAUUUUGUAAGUACGCCUGUCCACAGAAUGUACACAUCAACACAAGUACAAUCUAAGAAUAUGAUUAUAAACCUACAGCUAAAUAUUUAUCGCAAAUAAAUGCAAUUUUCAUUUGUAAACAUUAUCUCGUUGGUUAUAUUAAUUAAGUUAAUUUAAGAUAGUUUUAAGAUAUGAUUGUUUAAUAAUGUUUUAUAAAGUGGACAUAGAUAAGCAUUUUAUCGUUGGUGUUAUGAAUGCUCGCCUGAUUGUCAAAGAUAUCGAUUUUGGACUAUGGAAAUUAAUUAUCUUAUAAAUAAGAGUAAUCAUAAAUGUUAACCACACUAGGUAUAAAGGAGGAAUGGGGAGGCCCAAAUCUUUGGUCGCAAUCCCUAAUUAGAGAAUAAAACAUACUGCCAAUUUUCAUGUCUAACAUAUAACUAAAAUAAGUUUCUAGUACCUAUACGGAUUAUAUUAAGAAUUAUACUGAACAUUAUGAAGCUAAUUCUUUGUGAAUUAUUUCAAACUACGUCUGCCUUGUGCCAUACAGCAUUUUGUUCUCUACCUUCUGAUCCUGACUUGUGAUUAAAUGGCGAAUUAUAUAUCAAAUUUUGGAAUUAUAUUGAAACUAAAUUGUAAAUAAAAUUCAAAUUGUUUUAUAAAAUACACGAGUAUUUAGAUAUUAAAUUUAUUGACUUUUA
This is a messenger RNA of Leguminivora glycinivorella, 5564 nucleotides long. Its product is annotated as hypoxia-inducible factor 1-alpha-like. The record is from RefSeq and is a predicted model, not a curated record. Gene Ontology annotation, biological process: regulation of transcription by RNA polymerase II; cellular response to hypoxia. Lineage: Eukaryota; Metazoa; Arthropoda; Insecta; Lepidoptera; Tortricidae. Gene Ontology annotation, molecular function: DNA-binding transcription factor activity, RNA polymerase II-specific; RNA polymerase II transcription regulatory region sequence-specific DNA binding; protein dimerization activity.